UGCCGUAAAGCACUGCUGCGCUUGAGCGACGCUAGCCUCGGUGGCUAAUGGUAGACCGCCGAUUGUUUUGACACACCACAUCAGUUUUAAGCCAUUUUCCGCUUUAGAGUAACAUUGAAAUGGCGGAGAAAAAUGAAAACCUCGAAGAGCAUCUGGAGAAGUUUGUCGAAAAUAUUCGGCAGCUCGGAAUAAUCGUCAGCGACUUCCAGUCGAGCAGUCAAGCGGGACUCAACCAAAAACUAAAUCUGAUGAUAACGGGACUGCAAGACAUCGAGAAGUGCCGUCAACAGCUGCACGAGAUCAACGUACCACUUGAAGUCUUUGAAUAUAUCGACCAGGGUCGAAACCCACAGCUGUACACUAAGGAGUGUUUGGAGAGAGCCUUGGCCCGCAACGAGCAAGUUAAAGGAAAAAUUGACACCCUGACGAAAUUCAAGAGUCUUCUCAUCUCCGAGCUCGGCAAAGUCUUCCCGGAGGAGAUGUCGAAAUACAAGGCGAUACACGGCGACGACGCCCCUUCUUAGUCACUCCUGCACUGUCAUCCCUGACCUGUCAAUCUGUGAUCAGGACAUUUUAAGCCUUGCAGCGGUCAGACCGCAACCACACUGAGCCAACAUUCUUCUUUCUCCUAAAAGUUCAUUUAAAUGGAGUGUGUUGGCCGGACAAAUGUGUGUGUCCUUGUCGCAUGGACAUUGUAUUAACAGCAGGGUAAACUUAAAGCUCCGUACCGUACAGAAGCUCCUUCCUGACUCUCUGUGAAGCGGUGGUACUUACAGUAUUUAUAUCUUUUUGUAACAAUAGAUAACAGCAUAUAGUAACAACAUUUGUACACAACCUUUUUGUGUACAAUGCAGGUGCUAUUUGUUUAGGCCUGCUCUUUAUUUGUAUCCUGUUUGUAUUAAAGGUUUGGUAAGUAAAUAAUCA
Messenger RNA from Phycodurus eques (leafy seadragon), 924 nucleotides. RefSeq names its product mediator complex subunit 10 (gene med10). NCBI's taxonomy places the organism in Eukaryota, Metazoa, Chordata, Actinopteri, Syngnathiformes, Syngnathidae. The coding region runs from base 120 to 524 and encodes 134 amino acids. Gene Ontology annotation, cellular component: chromatin; mediator complex. Gene Ontology annotation, biological process: positive regulation of transcription by RNA polymerase II. The record is from RefSeq and is a predicted model, not a curated record. Gene Ontology annotation, molecular function: transcription coregulator activity. The transcript is spliced from 4 exons.